UUUUUAUGGAGCAUAGAGGUGCAUGUAGUGCAGAUAAAAGUUCGGGCGAUGGAGCUGGUCUAAUGACAUCUAUACCUUGGAAACUUUUUAAACCAUAUAUUGGUAACUCAGAAGAAAAUAUUGGUAUUGGAAUGUGUUUCUUGCCUUCUAAUAGAAUAGAAGUUAAAGAAGCUAAAAAUUUUAUAGAAUGGAUUCUUAGAGAAGAAUCAUUACAAAUGAUUAAAUGGAGAGAAGUUCCUACUAAUAAUGAAGUUUUAGGUUCAGAAGCUUAUAAAAAUAGGCCUACUAUUUUACAGUUCUUUAUCAAAUCUAAAUUAUCUUCUAAAGAUAAUUUGGAACACAAAUUAUAUAUAACUAGAAAACGUAUUGAAAAACUAAUAUCUAAAAGUUAUGUAAAAUGGUUAAAAGAAUUUUAUAUUUGUUCUUUGUCUUCGAAAAUUAUUAUUUAUAAAGGAAUGGUUAAAUCUGCUGUUCUAGGACAAUUUUAUCAAGAUUUAUUACAUAUCGACUAUGAAAGUCCAUUUGCUAUUUAUCAUAGAAGAUUUAGCACAAAUACAAUGCCUAAAUGGGCACUUGCUCAACCUAUGAGAUUAAUAGCACAUAAUGGUGAAAUUAAUACAUUACUAGGUAAUUUAAAUUGGAUGAAAACUAGAGAGGAAUUAUUGUCUAGCAUAUAUAAUACUAAAGAUAUUAAUCAUAUUAAACCAAUAUGUAAUCCUGAAAGUAGUGAUUCUGCUAAUUUAGAUAGUGCUUUUGAAGUUCUCCUACAUGCUAAUUUGCCUAUUCAUGAAGUUUCACUUACUUUAAUUCCUGAAGCUUAUAAAAAUAAUCCAGAAAUUAAUUCUUAUACAGAUAUAAUUAAAUUUUAUGAAUAUAAUAGUAUACAUCAAGAAGCUUGGGAUGGACCAGCAUUAGUCAUAUUUAGUGAUGGUAAAAUUAUAGGUGCAAGUUUAGAUAGAAAUGGUUUAAGACCUGCUAGGUUUUGUAUUACAAAAGAUAAUCACAUUAUAGUAGCAUCGGAAAGUGGAGUUAUUAAUAUUGAUCAGUCUAAUAUAAUAAAAAAAGGUCGUAUAGGUCCAGGUCAAAUUUUAGCUUUAGAUCUAGAAAACAAAAUAAUAUUAGAAAAUUUAGAAUUAAAACAACAAGUUGCAAAGAAAAAAAAUUAUAAUUAUCUACUAAAUUUACAUAGGGUAUUAUUUGAUAGUAGAGAUUUUUUAGAAGAAACAAUUAAAUCUGAAAAUGAGUUAUUACAAUGGCAAACUUUAUUUGGAUAUACAUCAGAGGAUGUAGAAUUAACUAUAGAACAUAUGGCAAGCCAAGGUAAAGAACCAACUUUUUGCAUGGGAGAUGAUAUUCCUUUAGCAAUUUUAUCAGGUAAACCUCAUAUAUUAUAUAAUUAUUUUAAACAACGUUUUGCACAAGUAACUAAUCCAGCGAUCGAUCCAUUACGAGAAAGUUUAGUUAUGUCUCUUGACACCUAUAUAGGAAAUAAGGAAAAAUUAUUUAACUCUUCAAUAGAAGGUAAAAUUAUUUAUUUUAAUUCACCAAUUAUCAAUGAAAGAGAAUUAGAAAGAAUAAAGCAAAGUGAAUUAAAAACUGCAACUAUUAAUGUUUUUUUCAAUAUAAAACAAGGUUCCACGGAGCUAAAAUCAACAAUAUUAAAACUUUGUCAAGAGGCCGAAUUGUUAGUAAGAUCAGGAAUAGAAAUCUUAAUACUUAGUGAUAAAUUUGCAGUUUUAUCGGAGGACUAUACUUAUAUACCACCAUUAUUAAUAACCUCAGCAAUACAUCACCAUCUAAUUAGAAAAAAAAUAAGACAUAAAUCAUCACUUAUAGUAGAAACAGCUCAAGCAUGGAGUACUCACCAUUUUGCUUGUUUAAUUAGUUAUGGUGCUAGUUUAAUUUGUCCUUAUUUAGUAUUAGAAACAGUAAGACAUUGGUGGAAAAACCCUAAAACACAAAGUCUUAUGCAGAAAAAUAAAAUACCAGUAUGCACAACAAAAGAAGCUCAGGAUAAUUACAAAAAGGCAGUUGAAAAUGGAUUAUUAAAAAUACUGUCGAAAAUGGGAAUUUCGUUGUUAUCAAGUUAUCAAGGUGCACAAAUUUUUGAGAUUUUAGGUUUAGGUGCAGAAAUAGUUAAUUUAGCAUUUACUGGUUCCACUUCUCGUAUAGGUGGUUUAUCAUUUAAAGAAUUAGCUAAUGAAAUUAUACUAUUUCAUGAUUUAGCAUUUAAAAAUUUAAAUAAAAAUAAACUUAACAAUUAUGGAUUUGUACAAUAUAGACCUGGUUGUGAAUAUCAUUUGAAUAAUCCAGAUAUGGCUAAAGCUUUACAUAAAGCAGUAAGAACAUAUAAAACCGAAUUUUAUGAAGGAUAUAAAAAUAUAUUAUAUAAUCGCCCUCCAACAAACUUAAGAGAUUUAUUACAAAUAAAAUCAGAUAAUCCACCAAUUAGUAUUGAGCAAGUUGAAUCUGCAAGUUCAAUUGUUAAAAGAUUUUGUACUGGUGGGAUGUCCUUGGGCGCAUUAUCUAGAGAGGCUCAUGAAACAUUAGCUAUUGGAAUGAAUAGACUAGGCGGGAAAUCUAAUUCUGGUGAAGGAGGAGAGGAUCCUAUACGUUUCAAAAUUUUAUCAGAUGUUGAUUUAACAGGGCAUUCUCCUUUAUUACCACAUUUGAAAGGUUUAUCAAAUGGUGAUACAGCAAAUUCAGCGAUUAAACAAAUUGCCUCAGGCAGAUUUGGAGUAACUCCAGAAUAUCUAAUAAAUGCUAAACAAUUAGAAAUUAAAAUAGCACAAGGAGCUAAACCUGGUGAAGGAGGGCAACUUCCAGGCAAAAAAGUAAGUCCUUAUAUUGCUAAGUUAAGAGCCUGUAAGCCUGGUGUACCAUUAAUUUCUCCUCCACCUCAUCAUGAUAUUUAUUCAAUUGAAGAUUUAUCUCAACUUAUAUUUGAUUUACAUCAGAUAAAUCCUAAAGCUAAAGUAUCUGUUAAAUUAGUUGCAUCGGUAGGUAUUGGUACUAUUGCUGCUGGAGUUGCAAAAGCGAACGCAGAUAUUAUUCAAAUUUCAGGGCACGAUGGAGGGACUGGAGCAUCACCUUUGAGUUCUAUAAAGCACGCUGGAGUUCCAUGGGAACUCGGUUUAACUGAAGUUCAUAAAACUUUAUUAUCAAACAAUCUAAGAAAUAGAGUAUUAUUAAGAGUAGAUGGUGGUCUUAAAACGGGCCUUGAUAUUGUUAUAGCAAGUUUAAUGGGAGCAGAAGAAUAUGGAUUUGGAACAGUUGCAAUGAUUGCCACAGGCUGUAUUAUGGCAAGAAUUUGUCAUACGAAUAAUUGCCCAGUAGGAGUAGCAAGCCAAAGAGAAGAUCUUAGAGCUAGAUAUCCAGGCGUACCUGAAAGUUUAGUAAAUUUCUGCAUGUUCGUAGCAGAAGAGGUUAGAAGUAUACUUGCUUAUAUGGGUUACAAAUCAUUAAAAGAUAUUAUUGGAAGAUAUAAUUUGCUCUCCACAAAUUAUAUAAAUACAUUAAGUAAAACAAUUAACUUAAAUUUAUAUGAUUUAUUGAAUUUGCCAAGAGAAUUUAUUAAUGAUAGAAGUUGGUUAAAACAUGAAGAUGUUCAUAGCAAUGGUCCUGUAUUAGAUGAUAUUUUAAUAAAAAGUUCUGAUAUAGAAGAAACAAUUAAAUCUCAACUAAAUAUAGAUAAACAUUUAAAAAUAUCGAAUAUCAAUCGUUCUGUUGGUGGACGUUUAUCAGGUUAUAUUGCUAAAGAUUAUGGCAAUAAUGAUUUUAAAGGAAAAAUUAAUUUACACUUUUAUGGAAGUGCAGGUCAAAGUUUUGGUUUGUUCAAUAUAGGUGGCUUAAACUUACGCUUAAUCGGAGAAGCUAAUGACUAUGUAGGUAAGGGUAUGAAUGGCGGAGAAAUAAUUAUUAUUCCUAAUAAUCAAUUUUAUAAAUCAAAUUUUCAGACUAAUAAUGUUAUUAUUGGUAAUACAUGUUUAUAUGGUGCUACUGGAGGGCUUUUAUUUGUAAAAGGUCAGGCAGGAGAACGUUUUGCUGUUAGAAAUUCACAAGCGCAAGCAGUAGUAGAAGGUGUUGGCGAUCAUUGUUGUGAAUAUAUGACUGGUGGUGUGGUUGUAGUUUUAGGGAAAACUGGACGUAAUUUUGCUGCGGGCAUGACUGGUGGACUUGCUUAUGUUUUUGAUAAAGAUAAUAAUUUUAUUGAUUAUUUAAAUUCUGAAAUAGUUAAGAUACAAAAAGUAAUAACUAAAUCAGGAGAAAUACAAUUAAAAAGUUUAUUAGAACAACAUUUAGUUAAAACUGGAAGUUUAAAAGCAAAAGAAAUACUAGAAAACUGGUCUAAUUUAUUAACCUAUUUUUGGCAAGUAGUUCCUCCAUCUGAAGCAGAUACACCUCAGACUAAUCCAAAUGUGGAUACUUUGAUUUUUGAUAAGCAAGUUAUUAUAAAAUAAGAAAAAUAUAAAAAACAAUAUUAUUAUAUAUAAUAUAAUAUUGUUUUUUAUA
Galdieria sulphuraria is the source of this 4512-nucleotide messenger RNA. Its product is annotated as [pt] glutamate synthase (ferredoxin dependent). The transcript has a single exon. Gene Ontology annotation, biological process: ammonia assimilation cycle. Lineage: Eukaryota; Rhodophyta; Bangiophyceae; Galdieriales; Galdieriaceae. Bases 6 to 4460 code for a protein of 1484 amino acids. The record is from RefSeq and is a predicted model, not a curated record. Gene Ontology annotation, molecular function: glutamate synthase (NADH) activity.